CUAUUCGAGGCAUUUUUUGAGGUCCUCAACACAAAAUGUUCUCCCAAAAGUGGGGAACACCGGAUGGGUGGUAAUAGCAUCCUCUAUCACACAUCAAUGAAGGAGCGCAUGCGCAAUGAUACGUGUCGGGAACAAAAGAUGUCCUCAGCUCGCCGCCAUUGAAUCCUCUUGUCUUGCGGGGAAGACAACAUUUGCUCGAACACUUCAUCUCAAUCUCGAUGAGGGAAAGAAAAGGUGUUUUGCUAAGAAGAAGAUCUCAUUAGAAGAAGAAUCGAGAAUGAGCAACAAAAGCAGAAGUAUCUGUCCGAUGGUGAGGGAAAACGGUUGAAGGGAAGGAAAAAAACAAGAUGGCGAAGGCUCGCUCAGCAAGGAACAGCAACAGGAUGGCAGCUUUAAAAAGGGCGAGCGAAAGGCGAGCCAAAUCCUGCUUUCUGGUGGUCAUCUUCUUCGCUGUCUUUGCCUGCAUGCUAGUCACAGAAGUGUUCUACGUUGAAGACGAACGCUGGAGAGAAGAAAAGUUCUUGUCCAUGUUCAAUUUCGGAGACGAUAUGAUGGAUUCAGCGCCGCCACCUUCCAACAGCAGAGUUGCCAGAGAGCUGAAAUACGAGGAGAACGAUACAGUGACAGUCGAACAUGAAGACUUCUGGCAAAGUGUUUCCAAUGCGAAAGAUAAGUUUUUCGUUUACUCUGCCUACUACGAUGACAGGCGAACAAAGUGGGUGAGGGUGAUAGCCGCGGCCAGAACUCGUCUGGCGGACAAAGUGUUCUGCAGAUUCAGCUUCAGCAAAGGAGAUUCCUUAACUGUGGUGGGUAUUAACAGACUCAUCAGAGAGAACUGGAAUCUCAAGUACAGUGCUUAUUUCAUCCUCUGUCCCUUAAAACAACCCCUCAUACCGACCCACGUGUCUAUCAUCAAACAAAGUGAGACACUACUCACGGUUGGAAACAAGCUGCUCGUGAGGAAUAACAAAAAACUUUACAAAAAGCCGGAAGGGGUGGCUGUGUGCAUCAAACCGCUCCACUACGAAUACAACAAAGUGAAGAACUUGAUUGAAUUCAUAGAGCUCAACAGGAUAAUGGGCGUGAACCAUUUUGUGUUGUACAAUCACACAGUAGGCCCGGAUGUGGAGUGUAUAUUGAAGAAGUAUGUUACGGAAGGCGUGGUCACCGUUCUGCCAUGGCAGCUGGACAUUGUGUCUCAGAAAGAGAUACGAACCGAGGGUCUCUUUGCGGCCCUUAAUGACUGCUUGUACCGGACGAUGUAUCGAUUCCGCUACGUCCUCAUGAUAGACUUGGACGAAUACGUCAUCCCACACAAAAACAAUUCCCUCAAAGUCAUGUUGGAGUACUUGCUAAGAAAGAAUCCCGACAGGACAGGGGCUUUCUCCUUCCAAAACGCUUUCUUCUAUCUUCAGUGGCCAGAUGAUUCAUCUGCAGUGAGCCUACCCUACAAGCUGCUCACUUUGCAGAAGACUACCAGGAAGUCCAAGUUCCACGCCCACAAGCAGCGUUCCAAGUGCGUCAUUUUACCAGAGAGGGUGGUUGAAAUGGGGAACCACUUUGUGUGGGAGUUCAUCACGGGGAAGACGAUGAUGAAUAUACCACCAGACGUGGGAUUUUUGCACCACUACCGGGUGUGUGAAUUUGGUGGUAACGACUGCAUUAAUACCACCCACGUGACUGAUCGUCGCUCAUACGCCUGGAAAGAUGCGAUGGUGGACAUGAUAUCUCUACGCCUCAGACUAUUGCAACCAGUAUGCCAAAAUAUUUCCCCAUUUCUCCUUGAAUGAAUAGCUAAUGUGUCGUAGGGUUUAUUUUCUAACUUAGGGAUCGUUCAUACUGCAAGUGAUUCACGCACUUGCGGCCACCCUCCAGAGGUAACGAAUCUUAGCAAUGGUUUAACCAACCAAGUGCUCGUGUGAAAUAUUCUCAGAGGUAAUGUGACCAGAUUUCUGAACCAUGAUUUGAAGACAAAUCGCUUGGGGAUUCCUCAAAAAGUUUUACCACUCGAGGAUACCCAUAUAUUCAUAGAAAAUAAUAAUUUAGAUGUGCAACAGAGCUCUCACUUUUUUUAAAAAAAAUAAUAACAAUAACUAAUAUCAGUUGCAGAGCCAUCUUCAUCAAGCUUGAUGUCAUUAUUAAGUAGUUUUGAUCUAUCUUUAGAUGUUCUACAUUUGUUCAUCACUUGUAAAAUGAAGGAGUUUAUGAUUAUUAGUUUAUUUUUUGCUGGAAUUAUUUUACAAACGAAUACGAAGUUUUCAUAAGUUAAUUUUAGCAUGGUACUUUUCUGCUUUCUGUAGUAAGAUAAAAUUAUUUUGUUUAAUAAAAGAUGCGCAUUUCCGAA
Messenger RNA from Parasteatoda tepidariorum (common house spider), 2344 nucleotides. Its product is annotated as beta-1,4-galactosyltransferase galt-1. The record is from RefSeq and is a predicted model, not a curated record. NCBI's taxonomy places the organism in Eukaryota, Metazoa, Arthropoda, Arachnida, Araneae, Theridiidae. Gene Ontology annotation, molecular function: glycosyltransferase activity. Gene Ontology annotation, cellular component: cytoplasm.